AUGGCAAUUGCAUUGGCUGAGGCAGACAAGUAUGAGGUGCUGGAAAGGAUUGGUUGUGGUUCCUUUGGAAUCAUUCGCAAAGUGAAGCGAAAGACCGAUGGCUUCAUCCUUUGUCGCAAAGAAAUCAACUACAUCAAGAUGUCCCAGAAGGAGCGCGAACAGCUCACCGCCGAAUUCAAUAUCCUCAGCUCCCUCCGGCACCCGAACAUCGUCGCAUACUACCACCGAGAGCAUCUCAAGGCAAGUCAGGACCUGUACUUGUAUAUGGAAUACUGCGGAGGUGGUGAUCUCGGUAUGAUCAUCAAGACUCUCAAGAAGUCGAACAAAUACGCAGAGGAGGAAUUUGUGUGGCGCAUAUUGUCACAACUGGUCACCGCUCUAUACCGUUGCCAUUAUGGUACGGAUCCAGUGGAAGUAGGAUCGAAUGUCCUGGGCCCUGGCCCAAGGCCUUCUGGUCUCAAAGGGAAGCAGGCCCAGAUGACUAUCCUACACCGUGACUUGAAGCCAGAAAACAUCUUCCUGGGUAGUGACAACACAGUCAAACUCGGUGACUUUGGUCUGUCUAAGCUCAUGCAGUCCCAUGACUUUGCUUCAACAUACGUUGGCACUCCCUUCUACAUGUCACCCGAGAUCUGCGCUGCUGAAAAAUACACACUGCGCUCCGACAUUUGGGCGGUCGGUUGCAUCAUGUACGAACUUUGCCAAAAGGAGCCCCCCUUCAACGCCAGAACGCAUAUCCAGCUUGUUCAGAAGAUCCGUGAAGGGAAAUUCGCUCCUCUGCCGGACUAUUACUCCCCUGAGUUGAAGAACGUCAUCGCAAGCUGCUUGCGCGUCAACCCGGACAACCGUCCUGACACUGCCGCCUUGAUCAACCUCCCCGUCAUCCGCUUGAUGCGAAAGGAGAAAGAAGUCGUCGACCUCGGUAGAACACUUCGACGACGUGAAGAGGCAGCGCUUCAAAAGGUUAGGGAUAUGGAGCAGACCUUCGCAAAGAUUGAGAAGGAAAAGCAACAGGUGAAGGCCGAAAUCGAAAACACUGUUCGCAGAGAGUGGGAAGUGAAGGCUAGACUGGAGAUUGACCGUCAGGUGCAGAGCGAACUGGAAAAGCUUCGCAAGAGAUUCGAAACCGAGGUCAACGACAGAGUUGCGGCGGAGGUUGAAAAACAGAAGAAGAAUAGCAACAACUUCAGAGACGACAGUGGAUCCCGACGUUCCCAGUCUUCCAACCAUGGAGAUGACACGGAUUAUCCUUCAAGCACCGACAUCACCCAGCUGUCCUUGGAAUCCCCAACUGCCAAUGCAGCCAAGCCUGUCAAGAAGGAGACACGGACCCCCUUUAAUCGUUCCAAGACAGUGGUCGAUUCGCCCGUUGACGUGCAGAUGGCCGAGCCCUCCCCAAUUUCCAUCGCAUCUCUUUCUUUGUCGCCGCGUCGUACUUCAGGCGCAGGGUCGGGCAAAAACAUUUUCGCAGAGGCAGAACGGCAGAAGACGAAAUGGGAGCCUACUCUAGCAUACUCCGAUGAUGAAGAUGAUAUCCCCGACUUGCCCUCCCCUACUCGGCCCAAGGUGAAGCCUGAUCCUUUCAAGGCACCUUCCCGGCCCCUUCUCCGACAGAACACAGCUGCUUUCAUGCAGAAACUGAGCACCCAGCCUCCGCUUUUCCCCUCAAACCCCUCAAGGCUUCCUCAGAUGUCGGGAGGUGGCCAGCCUGAGCUUCCCCAGCGAGAGUCCAAGUCUAGAUCUCCUCACCGACGCCUGUCCAAGAUUCCAUCUUCUGCAAACUUGGCUGCAGAUGCCGGAUCCCCCACUCGCAAGUCUGGAGUGAAACAGGUCCCAACCAAAGCCAACGGUGGCGGUGAAGAGAUGUUCAAGGCUGUUAUGCAGCGCAACAUGGGCGGCAGAACUCUGGUAGAACUUGCACAAGCAAGAGCCGGUGGUCGUCCUAUUGACGAAGUCAAGAGGGCCUCCAGCGACUCUCGCAGCACAGCAUCCUCUAAUUCCUUGAAGUGUUCAGACCGAGAGCCACCAGCUGUGUGGGAUCCAGAGAGGGACGAGAUGCCGAGUCCUUUCCUGGCCCGAGGCAGAAAGGUCAUCCGUAACUUGAGGUAA
Aspergillus wentii DTO 134E9 is the source of this 2109-nucleotide messenger RNA. RefSeq names its product serine/threonine protein kinase nimA (gene nimA). The coding region runs from base 1 to 2109 and encodes 702 amino acids. The record is from RefSeq and is a predicted model, not a curated record. Gene Ontology annotation, cellular component: nucleus; cytoplasm; centrosome. Gene Ontology annotation, molecular function: ATP binding; protein kinase activity. Gene Ontology annotation, biological process: chromosome segregation; protein phosphorylation. NCBI's taxonomy places the organism in Eukaryota, Fungi, Ascomycota, Eurotiomycetes, Eurotiales, Aspergillaceae. The transcript is spliced from 3 exons.